Molecule: messenger RNA, 701 nt
Organism: Catharus ustulatus (Swainson's thrush)
Lineage: Eukaryota; Metazoa; Chordata; Aves; Passeriformes; Turdidae
Product: ovomucoid-like
Exons: 8
Coding region: 42-665 (207 amino acids)
Molecular function (GO): protein binding
Source: RefSeq, a predicted model, not a curated record
AGCAGAGAGGGAGCAGCAGCCUGCAGACUCCAGACACCACCAUGACCACAGCAGGGAUUUUGGUGCUCCUCUCCUUCGCGCUUUGCUGCGUCCCAGAUACUGCCUUUGGGAUUGAGGUGGACUGCAGUACAUACCCCAACACCACAAAUGAGGAGGGCAAAGAGGUGCUGGUCUGCAGCGAGGCCGUCAGCCCCAUCUGCGGCUCUGACGGCGUCACCUACGGCAAUGAGUGCCUGCUCUGUGCCUACAACGUAGAAUAUGGAACCAAUGUCAGCAAAGACCACGAUGGAGAAUGCAAGGAAGUUGCCCCUGUGGAUUGCAGCAGGUACCCCAACACAACCAGUGAGGAGGGCAAAGUGGUGCUGCUCUGCAGCAAAGACAUCAGCCCCGUCUGCGGCACCGACUGGGUCACCUACGACAACGAGUGCCUGCUCUGCGCCCGGAACCUAGAGGCUGGAACCAGUGUUGGCAAGAAGAGUGAUGGUGAAUGCAAGAAGGAAAUUGUCACAGUUGACUGCAGUGACUACCCCAAACCUGUCUGCUCACUUGACUACAUGCCCCUCUGUGGCUCUGACAACACAACAUACAACAAUAAGUGUAAUUUCUGCAAUGCAGUCAUGGACAGCAAUGGGACUAUCACUUUAAGCCAUUUUGGAAAAUGCUGAGACUCAGUGCUGAGAGAAUUCACCACAGAUCCCCAC